Cotesia glomerata is the source of this 2121-nucleotide messenger RNA. RefSeq names its product serine/threonine-protein kinase VRK1-like. Gene Ontology annotation, cellular component: nucleus; cytoplasm. The record is from RefSeq and is a predicted model, not a curated record. The coding region runs from base 387 to 1937 and encodes 516 amino acids. Gene Ontology annotation, biological process: peptidyl-serine phosphorylation; signal transduction. Lineage: Eukaryota; Metazoa; Arthropoda; Insecta; Hymenoptera; Braconidae. Gene Ontology annotation, molecular function: ATP binding; protein serine/threonine kinase activity. The transcript has 8 exons.
CAAGUAUCUAAAAGAAAUGGUCAAUACGCCGGGUUCUUGUUCAGCUGAUUAUUUGAUUGUCUUGAAAUAAAAUUCUGGAACCUAGCGUUCAUGUCACUUUUACUUAAGUGCUUGAGUGUAAAAUGGCAGAAAUCUAGUGUCUCAGUUACUGUUCGGCUAUGUAUAUAUAUUUGUGUACAUUAAAAAAAUAAUAAAAACCGCGAUUUAAAAACUACAUUAAUACUAUAUAUAGUAAUUUAAAUAAACAAAUUAAUUCUUUUUAAAAUACAUGCCAUACUGCAGUAAUUAAACAAUGUUUUAUUUACAUUAAUAUUUGUUUUUUUGAUAGAUACUAAUGGGAAUUAUGGACUGUUUUAGUGUUGUCUUUAAUUAAUUGAAAUUCAAUAAUGGCACCUCGUCGCGCAGAAGAGUGCCCUUUAAAGCGGGUCGCUGCUCCAGGAUGUCGUUUACCAGCACGUUUACCUUCUGGUGAAAUUUUGACUGAUAUUACGCAAAAAGAGUGGAAAUUAGGAUCACGAUUAGGUUGCGGAGGCUUUGGUGAUAUUUAUCUUGCAUCGGAUGAUGUUAACAAGACUGUUGGACAAGAUGCCAAAUAUGUCAUUAAAAUUGAACCUCACCAUAACGGCCCUCUUUUUGUAGAAAUGAAUUUUUAUAUUAGAGUUGCUCGUCAACAUAUGAUUAAAGACUAUUGUCAAUCACAAAAAAUAAGUCGAAUAGGAAUACCGACCUACGAAGGAGCAGGAUCUCAUGUGUGGAAAGGGGAAAGAUUUAGGUUUCUUGUAAUUCCUCGUUACGGAGUUGAUGUGGGUAAAUUAUUUGUAUCCAGUGGACGUAAAUUACAUACUAAACUCGUCAACAAUCUUGCCGUUCAGAUGCUAGACGCACUAGAGUACAUUCACAGUCACGGUUACGCUCACGCAGACGUCAAAGGAUCGAAUAUUGUGUUGGAACUCAACGGACAAAUAUCGAAUAAUCCUCGAGCGUACUUGGUGGAUUUCGGAUUAGCUUAUCGAUUUAAAACAGCAGCGGGUGUACACAAACCUUUUGUACAUGAUGAAAGACGGGCUCAUGAAGGGACUUUAGAGUUUACAUCCAGAGAUGCUCAUCAUGGAACUCAUUCACGAAGAGGUGAUAUGGAAACACUAGGUUACAAUAUAUUGCAAUGGUUAUGUGGUAAAUUACCUUGGGAAAAAGAAGACGGUGGCAUGAGAUCGUCCUGUAAUCCAGAAGAAGUUCACGCACAAAAAGAAGCACUUUUAUCAGAUAUUCCACUCUUCAUGCGAAAAUGUUUUCCUGAAAAUAAACCUCCAGCUGCAAUAAUGGCAUACAUGAAGUACAUUGCAUCAUUGGAUUUCGAGGCGAAACCAAAUUAUUCAUAUUUACGUAGUUUAUUUAAUCGCGGUGGUAAAAUAGAACGCACGCCGCAGUCGACAGUACGCCGUAAGAGAAUUUCCGAUGAAAAUAAUUCAUGUGAAAGGCCCAUAAAAAUGCCAUACUUAAGAGAACGAAGACCUUGUAAGCCAGUUAAUGGAGAAGGAAGAAUAACAAGAAAUACACAAGCAGCUAUUGAAGUUGAGGAGUUUUGCUGGGAAGAGGUAUUAGCACGUCAUCCUGAUAAACUUGCUAAAGUUAUUGUUCAACCGAUAAACUCACCUUUAACUCCGCCACCGUCUCCACCCCCGCAAUUGUUACCCUCACCACCAUCUUUACCAACUUACGCUAUGCUCCACGUUAUUCAACGUAUGAAAGAUCGGCAGUCUGGCGUAUUGAAACAAAAGUCUAAGUCGUAUGAUCAUGAAUUAAAAGUUAAGUGGAUGACACCAGCGAUGGAAGAAGUCGCUCAGUUAAAAAGAAAUAAACAAUCCAAUACGGCUAAAACCACGACAAUGUCCCCGCGUUUAACUCGCUCGCGUGUGGCACAACAAAAACGUAAGUGAUAAAAUAAAAAUAAUAAUUAUUUAUUUAUUUUAAUGUCACAAAUAAAGAGGCAAAUUAUGUAUUGGAAUCUACUUAAAUUAUUGUUAAACUGAUCUUGAAAUAAAAAAAAAUAUAAUUAUUAUUAUUAUUGCAAUACUCAAAAAAACAGUUAAAAAUUAACGUAGCCGUUGGCAGUACGAAUUA